This is a messenger RNA of Syngnathus typhle (broad-nosed pipefish), 3063 nucleotides long. It is a transcript of the gene lrrn1, whose product is annotated as leucine rich repeat neuronal 1. Lineage: Eukaryota; Metazoa; Chordata; Actinopteri; Syngnathiformes; Syngnathidae. The transcript is spliced from 2 exons. Bases 310 to 2457 code for a protein of 715 amino acids. The record is from RefSeq and is a predicted model, not a curated record. Gene Ontology annotation, molecular function: protein binding.
CGCCAUGCGGCACCGGGACUGAUCGGGUGGGACGCGCGCGGUCAGGGAGCGGAAUAAAUGAUGCUUUUGUUGUGACGAGGCAAUCACAGACGUUUUUGGUGGUUGCUCCGUGGAUACCCGAUGCCCUUUGGGGAGGAAAGACUGGUGCGUUAAAUGUCACCGAAUUGGAAUGACAAGAUUAUUCUGCUCCAUCAAGACACCUCAGGGCGCUUUCGCUGGACUCUAAGAUACAUCGGGUCCAAAUCUGGUUGAUGACUGUUAGCUCCUUUCUUCAAAAGUCACCUGCCCCUCUUCCAGUCCUCCUAUAGCAUGGCUAGAUGGAGGUUGGGGUGCUUUGUUCCAGGCCAGAUGUUUGCCAUCCUGGUUACGCUAUCAACAAGUUUAUCCCACGCACAAAGCAACGACUGUCCCCAGCUAUGUGUGUGUGAGAUCCGACCCUGGUUCACCCCACAGUCCACCUACAGAUAUGCCACCACCGUGGACUGCAAUGACCUUCACCUCACACGCAUCCCUGGGAACCUCUCGAGUGACACUCAGGUUCUCUUGCUGCAAAGCAACUACAUUGGCAGGACCAGUGAAGAGCUGGAGCAGCUUUUUAACCUAACGGAGCUGGAUCUGUCUCAGAACAACUUCAGUAAUAUCUGGGAUGUCGGCCUCACAAAUAUGUCGCAGCUCACGACGCUUCAUUUAGAAGAGAACCAGAUUGCAGAAAUGCCUGAUUACUGUCUGCGGGACCUCAGCAAUCUGCAGGAGCUCUACAUCAACCACAAUCAGAUCAAUACCAUUUCGGCCAAAGCUUUCUCUGGACUCCAUAAUUUGCUACGCCUUCACCUUAACUCCAAUAAACUGAAGACCAUCAACAGUCGGUGGUUUGAAUCCACGCCCAAUCUCGAGAUCCUUAUGAUUGGGGAAAAUCCUGUUGGUGGGAUUGUGGAUUUUAACUUCAAGCCUCUGGGAAAUCUGAGAAGCCUGGUCCUAGCGGGUAUGGAUUUGACAGAUAUCCCCGGGAAUGCCUUUGUGGGCCUCGACAACCUUGAAAGUCUCUCUUUUUACGACAAUAGGUUAGUCCGAGUUCCUCAAAAAGCCCUUCAAAAGCUACCCAACCUCAAAUUCUUGGACCUGAACAAAAACCCAGUGCGCAAGAUCGAGGAGGGUGAUUUCAAGAACAUGCUGAGGCUAAAGGAGCUGGGUAUAAACAACAUGGAUGAGUUGAUUUCGAUAGACCGCCACGCUCUGGAUAAUCUUCCUGAGCUCACUAAGCUGGAGGCAACAAACAACCACAAGUUCUCUUACAUCAGCAGUCACGCCUUCCGCGAUGUCCCGGCCUUGGAGAGUUUAAUGCUGAACAACAACGCGUUGAACGCCCUCUACCAGACCACAGUGGAUUCUCUUCCCAACCUGCGUGAAAUCAGCGUCCACAGCAACCCCUUUCGUUGCGACUGCGUUAUCCAAUGGAUGGCCGCCAACAAGACGACUGUCCGUUUCAUGAAACCUUUAUCCAUGUUUUGUGCCACGCCGACAGAACUCACAGGUAUGCACGUGCAAGACGUUCUACAGCUGGCGAACCAGUGCUUGCCGAUCAUCAGCCAGGACACAUUCCCCAGUCAACUCGACGUAGACAUCGGCGCUAGUAUAGAACUGGACUGCAGAGCCCUGUCCCAACCCGGGCCGGAGAUCUACUGGGUGACACCGACGGGAGCCGAGGUCACGAUAAACAGCCCGUCUGAUAAGUACAGCCUCGGCGGCGAUGGUACAUUGAGAAUUUCCAAUAUUCGGGUGGGAGAUUCCGGGAGGUACACCUGCGUGGCUCAGAAUUCACAAGGAGCCGAUACGCGGGUGACGGCCAUGCGGGUGAACGGCACUCUGCUGGACAGCACGCAGCUCAUGAGCAUGUUUGUCAAACAGACGGAUUCCCACUCAAUCCUGGUCUCUUGGAAGAUCAACUCCAACGUCUUGACCUCGAACCUCAAGUGGUCGUCCGCCACCAUGAAAAUCGACAACCCGCACAUCACGUACACUGCCAAGGUUCCCGUGGAUGUCCACGAGUACAACCUCACUCAUCUACUCCCAGCCACCGAGUACGAGGUCUGCCUCACCGUCUCCGACAUCCACCGCCAGACGCAGAAGUCGUGCGUGAACGUGACGACCAAACAAACGGCCUUCGCCGUGGAAGUUUCCGACCAGGCCACCAACGUAGCUCUGGCGGCGGUCAUGGGCACGAUGUUUGCCAUCAUCGGCUUGGCCUCCUUGAGCGUAUAUAUUGCCAAGCGCUGGAAAAGGAAAAACUAUCACCAUUCCCUGAAAAAGUACAUGCAGAAAACCUCGUCCAUACCGCUGAAUGAGCUGUACCCGCCUCUUAUCAACCUAUGGGAGGCGGACGGAGACAAAGACAAAGAAGGUUCCUCGGAGAGCAAACCGAGCCAGGUGGACACGACACGUAGCUACUACAUGUGGUGAAAGCGAGCGCUCGCUUUUGGACAAACAUGUCAGAAGCACAUGGCGCAAGAUAUGUGCAUGUACAAGUAAACUACCUUAUAUCUUUUUCGAGCUUUCUUUUCUUUUGGUCCCAGACACAACAUCUUCUGCUCUUUAGUUUCACAUUUUUGAACUCCUGUCAAUUUUGACAGACACUGGCAGCUUUCUUUGUCUUACUGAAUGAAGUAGACGCUUUGUUUUAUUUAUAGUACACCUUUUGAGAACACAGCAUGAGCGUUGUCACACAUUCAGUAGAUGUGCUAAAUCCACACGUUUGAACUUGUUUCUCGAUCACGCAAUCGUUCUCAUGUAAAUCGACUUCAAUCUUGACUGUAGUGCACUGAGAUCUAUCGAUGAACUCCAAAUGUAAGCAGACUAAGUACGCUGAGACUUGAUAUACUGUCUAUUGUUAGCUCUUUCUAUGUCAUGUUGUAUCAAUGACCUCAUUUACUUUUUUGUACAUUGAUAAUCACGUUUGAUUCUGACUUUGUUUGCGGAGCAACUACCGUGAACCAGCAAUAGAAAAAUGAAUGUUCUCAACUAGGUGAAACAAUGUAAGGCUUUCUACAUUUCUUGAAUACUUUUUAU